Messenger RNA from Penaeus chinensis, 1011 nucleotides. RefSeq names its product Fanconi anemia core complex-associated protein 24-like. Gene Ontology annotation, molecular function: chromatin binding. The record is from RefSeq and is a predicted model, not a curated record. The transcript is spliced from 8 exons. Lineage: Eukaryota; Metazoa; Arthropoda; Malacostraca; Decapoda; Penaeidae. The coding region runs from base 1 to 975 and encodes 324 amino acids. Gene Ontology annotation, cellular component: Fanconi anaemia nuclear complex. Gene Ontology annotation, biological process: interstrand cross-link repair.
AUGUGCUCCCCUCCCAGGGUACCGGGACCUCAGUCCUAUGAUAUGGGCCCCCCGGCAGCGUGGGUCAGAGCUGCCUUCCCGCCUACGAGGAUGGGCACCUCCAUGGCAGCCAGGUCCACUAAGAGCCCUCCCGCCGUCAGAGCCAAAACCAACACGCCAAAAAAGACCACGGUUGAAUCUUCUACACAAGUACAGUUGUUGCGGCCUCGUAUUUACCGCGAAAAGACGAAACUAUCCUCUGCAUAUCACCGCUCAGAUACGAAGUCCACAACACCGCUACAACACAAGAGUUCUUCAUGUCGUGUUUCCUGCAUGAUGAGUACACAGUCACAGUCAACACAAGUUCAGACUAACCUGGCCAUCCCACCUGAGCAUUUACUCAUUUCAAGUGCUUGGCAAGGGACAGAGUUGGCAUCACUCAUCUCAAAGGAAACAAACGUUUUAUAUUCUGAUGGCUUGGGUGUGGUCGACUUUCAUCCUUCUGCGGAUGCUGCCGUCAUCUUUGUCAGUGAAGCAGACUUGUUGACUGGUGGGAGCUUCAAGAGGCGUAUUGUCAAGUUCCGUCAAUCAAACACCAGCUUGAGAGGAAUUGUCGUUGCUCAGAAAACACCUCAUACACAGGAACCAUUCUCAGAUUUGCAGAAGUUUGUGUGCAUGGAAUUGGAUCUUGCUAUAGUGCCAGUUAAGACAAUAUCUGAGGCAGCUCAACUUCUUGCACAGAUGGUUAACUGUGAGGCUAAAGUAAACAUCAACCCAUUCUGUAUGAAACCCAGAACAGUUAACAGUUCAGAUGCUGGGAUACUGGCAACUGCUACGGCUGUCCCUGGCUUAGGUGAAAAGCGUGCACGGCAACUCCUUGAACACUUUGGAUCUCUUUAUAAGAUUGCAAAUGCAACACAGGAGAACCUAGCUAGUGUUGUGGGAAAUUCUACAGCUUCUAGUGUGUAUGAUUUCUUUCAUGGAAUUCAUUCAUGAUGUAUAAAUGUCUAUUUUAGUAAAUACACUUGUUCA